Symbiodinium sp. CCMP2456 is the source of this 906-nucleotide messenger RNA. Lineage: Eukaryota; Dinophyceae; Suessiales; Symbiodiniaceae. The record is from the annotation of a GenBank genome assembly.
AUGGCAGGCGGUGUUGACCAGGAGAAUCGCCCCCGGCCAGGGAUCUAUGUGGGGAGGAAGGCGGAUCACUCUUGCCCCGGAGACCAUGUGACGUGGGAGAUCGUUCUGAUGGUGGACGGCGCCUGCAGCAUCGAGUGCAGGUCCGAGCUUUCGCCCUCCAAGGGAGGAACCCAGGCUUGGCAUGUGGAAGGCACCUGGGAGUGGGUGGAGGACGAUGACGAGGUCGUCGUGACGGUCACAAAGGAGGAUCCUUUGGGCGGACCCCGUCGAGAUCGCGAUCUGGAGCUGUCGGUUUCUGACGAUCAGACAACUCUCACCUUCAAGGGAGCGGCUUGUUCCUGGACGGCUCCCCCUCCGGAUCCGUGGAUGGAGGAGAUGGCCGCGCUGUCCUUGAAGGACCUAAAGGCCCGCGCGGUGGCUUUCGGCCUAGACCCCACGGGUUGCGUGGAACGCGAGGAGUUCCUGAACUUGCUCCAACGUGGAAAGGCGAGCGGCGCCUUAAAAGAGGUCGCAUCCCCCAAAGCGGCCUCGCCUUCGCCACCGGACGCCUCGCCGGCCUCCAGCUCCUCCGCGCGGAAGGAGCCCGAGAAGUCGGAGAAGACCAGCGUGACUUCUCCAAGCCCGGCAGCUGGCGCAAGCCCUGUGGCCAGCGCAGGCUACGCGGGCUCGGAUGCACCAACGCCAGUGGCCGAUGCCGAUACACAGGAGAUUCCAGAAGGCUGCUUUUCCCUCGAGCAGCUGACGGACAAGCGCGUUUGGGAGAAAUUGGAUGUCGUGUCCACAGAACGUGAGACAUACCUGCCAGAGCCAAUUUUCCAAAAGCUCUUCGGCAUGCCAAAGGCGGACUUCGCGAAGCUUCCCAAGUGGAAGAAGGAGAACGCUAAGAAGAAGCAUGGCCUCUUCUAG